This is a messenger RNA of Pseudocercospora fijiensis CIRAD86, 228 nucleotides long. RefSeq lists its product as uncharacterized. The annotation marks the transcript as partial. The transcript has 2 exons. NCBI's taxonomy places the organism in Eukaryota, Fungi, Ascomycota, Dothideomycetes, Mycosphaerellales, Mycosphaerellaceae. The record is from RefSeq and is a predicted model, not a curated record.
AUGCAUAGAGAGUUCAACCAGCUCGUAAACAUGUCUGCCAAAGAGCUCAAGGACUGGCUGGGUAGCGAAGAAUCAAUCGGUUCAGGUUGGGACAAGGACGAUGGAUCUGGUGGGACCAUCGGCCAUGAGAGGUGUGGAGAGCACGUUUUAUCCUUGAAAAGAAACCCCCAAAAGGACGAAAGCAAGUAUGACCAGGACGACAUCGAUCAUAUGCGAAGGGUAGUAUCU